GAUUCCGGAACGACUCGCUGUAUACAACACAAUUUCUCAGAUCUGGGCGCUUCUUAAAGUUCUUUCCAUCAAUGUCUUUCACAAUCUCUACAUAUGUACAUAUGUAACGUCUUCUGCAAAUCUCAGACUUGACUGGGGAUUCUCUCAAAGUAGCUAAGUCCUCCUAACAAUUGGAAGCUGGUCAUCCAGCGAUACUUGUACUGCUAAACAAUCUGCAAGAAGUCCUUCUGAUGCUCAACAGUAAUUGUUCACAACGGAUUUACAUCAGUGGUCUUCAAUUGGCAGCAUAUUAAAGCAAUGCUGAGCAUUGGCUUCUUCUCUACUCUCUCUCACUAGGCAACAGCGCCUGCUUCAAGAAAUUAGAUUCAGCUACUACUGGCUCAGAAGAUGGUCAUGACUGCUGGGAUCCAAGCAAUGCCAACCUCAAUGAGGGUGGCUGCUGACAUCAGCAUAAGUGCACACGACUCGCUCUCCCGGUCAACCGCCAAUCCCUCCUUACGUGGGGUGCGGGCUGUUGCAUAUGGAACCUGGCGCUCUCGCAAGCGGCCCGAAGCGGUUUCUUUCUCCAACAUUCCUGGACUAGGCACACCUUUCCCUCGACCACAAAAACCUCAGCGAGUAUACCGGGAAACAAGUAGGCACGGCGCAAAUCGAAGCAUCAUACAAUCGUCCUUGCCUUUCCCUCAAGGGCACACCAGCCCUCAGCAAAGCCAGCCGCCCCUAGUUCUCACCGACUCCACCGCUGCCCCAGCCACCAACGUCCGCUACGCCGUCAUGACCGCGUCCGACUAUCACGUGUCCGAUCUGCACCGCCCAACCUUUUACGGCCUCCCAUGCGUCUCCGACAUUCCCACUCCUUCCCCAAACUCCCCCUCACCCCCCCCCUGCCGAGAAGCGGGUCUCUUGUCGUCUCGCCAAAGCUCUGCUCCUGCUAGCGCAACAGUUCCUGCGGUUGCGGCAGUCCCUGCUGUCGCAGCGGCGCCCCCCCCUGCGGCGAUGCAAGCGUCGGUGGCGGUUCCGGCGGGGAGAACGGCAUGGCGGGUCCCUGCGGAGACGCAGGUGGUGUGGUUGGUGGGGCUCAUGGCAGCAGCGGUUGUCAGCGGGAUUGUCGCCUUGCUAGCACACGCGGUUCCAGCUCUCCGGGCGGUGUCAGCGGCGGCACGUGCGGCGGAGCGGCUGGCGGACACGGCGCGGGAGGAGCUGCCCGCCACGAUGGCCGCCGUCCGCUUGUCCGGAAUGGAGAUCAGCGACCUCACCAUGGAACUGAGCGACUUGAGUUCGGACAUCAGCGAUGGCAUCCGGAGCUCGACUCGGGCAAUGCGAGCUGCGGAGGACGGUCUGAAGCGAGUCGGCAACUUUGCGGCAAAUCAAACCCUGACUUUGCUCCAGGAUCGUGCCACCAUCAACCGGGCGGGGGUCCAGCCAGUUGUGGCUCAGGCGGCCGCGAGCACGCGGGAAGCAGUGGCCAACGCUCGGCGGCUGGUCCAGGAUAUGUCGGCGGUUCGAUCUUUGCAAGGCUGGGUGAAGCGGUCCACCGCCCGGCCGGCAGGAGUCGCUGCCCCCCAUAUUGCGGAAGGCCACGCGGCAGCCGCCGCAAGCGAUGCCGCGGCAGCCGCUAGGGCGGGAGUCGAGCAGUGACAAUAACUAGAGAGGGGCUAUGCCUGGCACUCAUGUUGUUCGGUCACAUGACCAAGUAGAUACGAUAGUCGGACGGGCUUUGGUUGCCCCAGAAAGCGCAGGUCGGUCCGGGCUUCAAACGUAGGAGCGGGCUGGAGACGUAAAUAAAUCACCUCGCAACCACCAAAGGCCGUCAAUGGAUGAAUCUGUGCAUCAUCUUGUAUAUAUAGACAUGUUGCGCGGGUGCACCUUUCGACGAAAAGAUGUUCAGCCGCAGUGCUCGUGCGCGGCUGCCUUGAUCGCAACCCUUGCUAGCGGGUAGCGUGUCGAAAUUGAGCCGUUCCAGUCCAGCAGCUUAGUGAUAGCGCGACGAGGUCCGUUUGCAAAACCGUGUCCGAGUCGGCUCAAGAAUAUUGACAAACAAAACAUACAGUACGAUUAAUCAGCUUGUCCCCUCCGACUCGACCACCGAAAUGACCAUUGAGCAGUAGAAUGUAAAAUGCACAUGAUAAACUUUUCAGGGACCGCUACCUGACAGGAUAGGCCGCUUCAUGGCUUUCAUUAUAGCCGUCAG
This is a messenger RNA of Klebsormidium nitens, 2191 nucleotides long. NCBI's taxonomy places the organism in Eukaryota, Viridiplantae, Streptophyta, Klebsormidiophyceae, Klebsormidiales, Klebsormidiaceae. The record is from the annotation of a GenBank genome assembly.